UCAGGUGUUGGUAAAUCCAACAUCCUCUCCAGGUUCACCCGCAACGAGUUCUGCUUGGAGUCCAAGUCCACCAUUGGGGUUGAAUUCGCUACCAGAACAUUGCAGAAAUGGAGCAAGAAUUGGAGAAGAGAAAGAUAGAAGAAGAAGAAGAAGAGAAAUGGGUGCUUGAUGCUUCUAAGGAUUACAAAGGGAGAGUUCCUCUCCGUGCCUCUACUGGUUCAUGGAAAGCUUCUCUCUUUGUCCUCACAAUUGAGUUUAGUGAACGGGUAAGCUUCCUUGGGAUAGCCAUUAACCUAAUCUCCUAUCUGACUAAAGUGAUACAUGAAGAUCUCAACACAGCAGCAAAAAAUGUAAACUAUUGGACAGGAACAACAACCCUCAUACCUCUUAUAGGUGGAUUUCUUGCAGAUGCAUACACUGGCCGCUUUCUUAUGAUCCUGCUUUCUUCCCUUGUAUACAUCAUGGGUUUAAGCCUGUUAACUAUGUCUCAGUUCAUACCAAGUCUAAAGCCAUGCAACAUCAAUCUAUGUCACCAGCCUAGGAAGCUCCAUAUAGUAGUUUUCUUCCUUUCCUUGUACUCUAUCUCCUUGGGAACUGGAGGAUACAAGCCAUGCUUGCAAAGCUUUGGAGCUGAUCAAUAUGAUGACGACAACACCCAAGAGAGGAAGAAAAAGAUGUCUUUCUUCAACUGGUGGAACUUUUCAUUGUGCUUUGCAUUGCUUCUUGGUUCAACAUUGGUUGUUUAUGUUCAAGAUGACUUUGGCUGGGGAACUGCAAGUCUUGUCAUCACUAUAUUUAUGACACUCACUGUUAUGACUUUCUAUGUGGGGAAGUCAUUUUACAGGUAUAGGAGACCAGAAGGGAACCCUUUAACCCCGGUUUUUCAGGUGCUAAUUGCGGCCAUAAGGAAGAGGAAAUUGUCCCAUCCUUCAAGUCCUUCCAUGUUGUAUCAAGUCUCAAAGUCAGAGUCCCAUGGAAGGCUUCUAAGCCAUACCAGCAGGCUCAGGUUUCUUGACAAGGCUGCAAUAAUCGAAGACAAAAAUGUUGAGGAGAAUGAGAAUCCAUGGAGAUUAGCAACAGUGACAAGAGUGGAAGAGACAAAGCUGCUUCUCAAUGUUAUCCCCAUUUGGGUAACUUCACUAAUAGUUGGAAUCUGUGUAGCACAAGCCACAACACUCUUUGUGAAACAAGCAGCUGCUAUGAACUUAAAGAUAAGCAACAACAGUUUCAAUGUCCCACCAGCUUCCAUUACCUCUUUUGCAGCCAUAGGAACCUUAAUAGUUGUCCCUAUCUAUGACAAGAUUAUUGUUCCAAUUCUGAGGAAAGUCACUGGCAAUGAAAGAGGCAUCAGCAUCCUUCAGAGGAUGGGAAUUGGCUUAACAUUCAUAGUCAUAGUCAUGGUUGUUGCAGCAUUAGUAGAAUCAAAGAGACUAAGAAUGGAUGCAACAGAGAAAAAAACCAUGAGUGUUGUGUGGUUGAUACCACAAUACUUGUUAAUUGGAUUUGGAGAUUCAUUUUCCUUAGUUGCUUUGCAAGAGUAUUUCUAUGACCAAGUUCCUGAUUCAAUGAGGAGUCUUGGAAUGGCUUUGUAUCUUAGUGUUAUUGGUGUUGGAAACUUCUUGAGCAGCUUUCUAAUCACAAUUGUGGAUCAUGUCACUGGCAAAAAUGGAAAGGCUUGGAUUGGGAAGGACAUAAAUUCAAGUCAUUUGGACAGGUUUUAUUGGCUUCUGGCAGUGAUUAGUGCUUUGAAUUUGUGUGUGUAUGUGUUUUUGGCAAAAAGGUACACUUAUAAAACUGUUCAAAGGAGAACAUUGGAAAAUGAUGACGUGGAUAUCAAUAUCAUCAUGCCAUGAUUCAUUACAUAACAUACCAACUUCAUGU
This is a messenger RNA of Arachis ipaensis, 1881 nucleotides long. RefSeq names its product protein NRT1/ PTR FAMILY 5.6-like. Gene Ontology annotation, biological process: transmembrane transport. Gene Ontology annotation, cellular component: membrane. Gene Ontology annotation, molecular function: transmembrane transporter activity. Lineage: Eukaryota; Viridiplantae; Streptophyta; Magnoliopsida; Fabales; Fabaceae. The record is from RefSeq and is a predicted model, not a curated record.